This is a messenger RNA of Symbiodinium necroappetens, 1090 nucleotides long. Lineage: Eukaryota; Dinophyceae; Suessiales; Symbiodiniaceae. The record is from the annotation of a GenBank genome assembly.
AUGCGAUGCUGUGCGGCCGCCGCGGAGACCGCAGCAUGGUCUCAGCGGCAAGGUAGCUCCGUUGCCGCUGGGCGCAGACCGCAACGAUUUGUUGGCGGCGUUUGCAGCAGGCAGCGGCGAGAUAGAGCACACCCAUGGCUGCGACUGACUGUCGGUGCGCUGUGCGCUCGUGCAGCUGCCGGGCGUUUGGCUGUCAAAACGACCACAAAAUCAACGCUACUGGUCGAUGCAGAUCAGCACGGCCCACAUGACGUCAUGGAGGCCCUUCGCCUUCUCCAGGAAACGGAGAGCGGAGAGCCCGAGGAACUCCCCAGAGCUCGGAAGAAGCAGGUGGAAGUGAUUGUGUUCGUGGCCCGAGAGGAGUCCUCCAAAUGGAAGCCAGUGAAACGAUCGGCCCGCCUGCAGUUCGAGAUCGUGCCACGCACGGCAGACUAUGGAGAUCCGAACGAUGCUGCCAUCGAUAAUCGGGUACGAAAGCUGGCAGAAGAUCGCAGGAGUCGUCCGAAGGAGGUUGCCAUUCUUGCAUCCGAUUCCGACUUUGUGGAAACCGUAAACUAUGGAAUCUCCCAUGGCAUAGAGGUGGUGGCCAUCGUACCGGAGAACCGACCCUCUGUUCUCAAGGCGUUUGAGCCAACGGCUGCGCGCCUACUCAAACUGCCAGCGAAGGCGCUACGGCCCAAGGAUGGACCACGCCGCGGAACGCGAAGUGCAGUUUGCAAAGUCCGAGCCGUCCUUCAUGGGGAUGGUCGUGGCGAGGUUUUGCUGUCUGACACGUUACCGGGAACUGAACUCCCCGACGUGUUGGGUCCGCUGCUUGACCUGGGCUACUGCACGGCUGCCACUGCACGGGACAGUUUGAUGCCAUCCAUUGUGAAUUGCUGGCUCACAAACAAUCUGGGUGAUCUGACCGUGUUUCCGUAUCAAUGCGGCAUACAGGAGUUCUCAACAGCACUGAAGUGCAGGACGUCAGCUUCUUGGGCAAGGCGCAGCCAUGACCUCGCCUUUGUUCUGCCGACGCGAGGCGGACGCACUGCCGCGGCGAUUCGCGACUACGGAACAAGCAAAGCAGCCGCCGUCUUCCAAGGAGGAG